Messenger RNA from Schistosoma curassoni, 1209 nucleotides. NCBI's taxonomy places the organism in Eukaryota, Metazoa, Platyhelminthes, Trematoda, Strigeidida, Schistosomatidae. The record is from the annotation of a GenBank genome assembly.
AUGGAAAGUGUAUCAAAGCGGAAUAAUUUGGAGGAUGAUCUUAAGAAUGUAGAGUUUGAAACAUCUGAAAAUAUUGAAGUAAUCCCAUCUUUCGAUUCAAUGUGUCUCCGAGACGAUCUACUUCGUGGGAUAUACGCUUAUGGAUUUGAGCGGCCUUCAGCGAUUCAGCAAAGAGCUAUCAAACAAAUAGUAAAGGGUCGAGAUGUUAUAGCACAAGCUCAGUCUGGUACUGGCAAAACCGCAACAUUAGGUAUAUCUAUUCUACAAAUGUUGGACACCCAGCUAAGAGAAACUCAAGCUUUGGUUUUGUCUCCAACCCGUGAACUAGCUUCGCAAAUACAGAAAGUCAUCCUCGCCCUAGGUGACUACAUGAAUGUUCAAUGUCACGCUUGUUAUGGUGGAACAAACAUUGGAGAAGAUAUUAGGAAACUAGACUACGGACAGCAUGUCAUAUCUGGAACUCCUGGUCGUGUAUUCGAUAUGAUACGCCGUCGCAGUUUACGAACAAGAGCUGUUAAGUUGUUUGUUCUGGAUGAAGCUGAUGAGAUGUUGGAUAAAGGGUUCAAAGAACAAAUUUACGAUGUUUAUCGGUACUUACCCCCUGGUACACAAGUAGUUCUUCUAUCAGCCACAAUGCCUCAUGAGAUCCUCGAAAUGACGUCAAAGUUCAUGACCAAUCCUGUUCGGAUUCUGGUAAAACGCGAUGAAUUAACUUUGGAAGGCAUAAAGCAAUUCUUUGUGGCAGUAGAACGAGAAGAAUGGAAAUUUGACACUCUUUGUGAUUUAUACGAUACACUCACUGUCACUCAGUCUGUUAUUUUCUGCAAUACUAAACGUAAAGUUGCAUGGUUGACGGAGAAAAUGCUCAAAAACAACUUCACUGUGGCUUCUAUGCAUGGUGAUAUGGUUCAGAAAGAGCGAGAAGAAAUUAUGAAAGAUUUCCGAGCUGGGGAUAGCCGUGUCCUCAUAACAACAGACUUGUGGGCACGAGGUAUUGAUGUCCAACAGGUAUCUCUUGUCAUAAACUACGAUUUACCUAACAAUCGUGAACUUUACAUCCAUCGUAUAGGUCGAUCGGGCCGUUUCGGACGUAAAGGUGUAGCGAUUAACUUUGUAAAAACGGAUGAUAUAAAAAUCUUACGCGAUAUUGAACAGUACUACUCUACACAAAUUGAUGAAAUGCCAAUGAAUGUUUCAGACCUUGUAUAA